AUGUCAACUCCUCACACUUCACCAAUCAAGAAAACCCAUAUGCUCACUCGCUCUGCUGGCGGGAUUUUCUACUUCCAACGCGACCCGCCUGUCUCCCCGAUCCAACCCAAAUCGCACUUGUCCCUGCGCGGCGAGUUGGAUAUGUCCCAUAGAAUCACCCAGUAUAUGGAGGACAAUGACCGGUCACCCUGCCCGCCGGACUACGCACCUUUGACCACCGAGGGAACGGAAGAAAUUAUUGCCCAGUUGCCGGAAGACAAUGGCUUGACCGUCUUGUCGGGGUCCGCAGCCGACUUUGCCGACUUUUUCGAAGAACCACUUCCCGUCCCCGUCCCAGCUCAGACAUACGCUGGUCAACGAUCGACUUUGACAGCGACAGCAAGCACAAGUGGCGAGGGGACUGCUUCAGCUUCCGUCAUGUCGCUCAAUGGCCAGAGCGCUUCCGCGACAGCAAGUUCGGUCACAGGGGCAAAUGCGACAGCGACGGUAUCGGUGUAUGAGGAAUCCCCUCGUCGUUCAACUCGUCUGGGCAACUCCGACGCGAAGGAACCUGCGCAACGCAGUGUUGUUCCCGUUCUUCGUCGCAAGUAUCAAGUUCUGAACGCUUAUCCAAACGCAGUGCUUCCGACUCCAUUCGUCGACUCCGAAGACUUGGUUGUUUCCGUAAUGCUGCGUGGUCCGUCUCGCAAAAAGCCCAAAUGGACUUCAGCAUGUGCCGAACUAGCGCAUGUGUUAGAUGUCAUCGCUCCGCGGGCCUUUGGCCUCAGUGGAGGAAGGGCACGUUGGGGGGUCACUUUUGCCUUCGAUGACCAAAAGUACAAAAAGAGUAUCCUUACACUCAAGCAACAAGCUCUCACCUAUCGUUCUCGCGACUUGACCACGGACGCAACAUUGGAAUGGAUUGCGGCCUAUCAGAAUCACGCAUUGGAACAGUUUUAUCCAAACGUUAAGAGUGCUAUGUUGGUGCUCGUAGACGAGCUCAAGGCACAUGGGUUCUCGACUCCAUUUCCCGGCUCGGCGUUCUCUACCUGCGAAUUUCGCGACCUAACCCGUGCGCCUAUGACCACGCCACAAAAGCAGUGGCAAGUCCGCUUUUGCGACAUCCAGGCACUGACAGUGUUGGGUCAUUGGAAUGGGGAGAUGGGCGGCCAUCUGAUAUUGCAUGGGGAGGGGAGGAUCGUGAAGGUGAAACCGGGAGACACAUUUUUGCUCCCGGCUGGCGCUCAGGCAUACACUUUUGUUCCAGUGCGAGCUCAGGUUGGCGAGCGACAGUAUGUUUUUUCCCAGUUCUUCCACGCUUCUGUGGCGCGGUGGGUUGAGAAAGGGGGGAAAACGGACAAGGAGCUCGAGGUUAAAGCCAGACACUUGCGAGAUAAGGCCGCAUUGUCUCGUUUGCACCAAUGGUCGCGGGCACGGGAGUCGAGGGCCGAUCGGACCAAGAAGCAGUUUUUGAAGAUGGACGACGUUAGUAUUGCGAUGUAA
Molecule: messenger RNA, 1482 nt
Organism: Mycena indigotica
Lineage: Eukaryota; Fungi; Basidiomycota; Agaricomycetes; Agaricales; Mycenaceae
Exons: 5
Coding region: 1-1482 (493 amino acids)
Source: RefSeq, a predicted model, not a curated record